This is a messenger RNA of Cercopithifilaria johnstoni, 300 nucleotides long. Lineage: Eukaryota; Metazoa; Nematoda; Chromadorea; Rhabditida; Onchocercidae. The record is from the annotation of a GenBank genome assembly.
AUGGUGGUGACCCGGAAUAAUGAUAGUGAUAGUGAGAGUGAUAGUAAUGAUAACGAUGGCGAUGUUAGGGGAAUCACAGUGAUAUCACGGAGACAACGACAAUGGCUCUCUGAUAGCUGCAAACUGCAGCAGCUUUCAGGAGUUAAAAGCAGUCGGAGGAGGAACUAUCGGUUCUUUUGUUUAUCACUGCUGAAAGCUGAGAGUGAGGAAGAGGAGGGAGGCAAGCCCGAUAAUGGCUUUCGAUGUCCCGGAUGGAUCGCUGGAACAGAUCAUCACCACUUUCCCAAACAUCGGCGCUAA